AUGGCUUUCUUUGCAAACCAAAUCUAUACCAUCGCAAACAGGAAACAGGACAAUGGCAACAAUAUGUUCCUGGCCCUAUUUGAAGCAAAUUCUGCCAACGCCACUCCUUGUCAAGUGCACAACCAAUCCAACACUGAGGAGGCGUUUAACCAGCAAUGGCUUGUCAAGACAGUCCCCGGAAAGUGCGACAUUUACACAUUCCAAAAUAUCCGUACCGGGACCUACCUUGAUCUGCGUGACGGUUCAAAGAAUAAUGGCGCGCUCGUCGUAGGGUGGCAGCUUCUCCCUGGAACAGAAUGGGAGUCUGCACAGCAGUGGAGAAUCAUUCCUAACGGAAACUAUACUAAAAUUCAAAAUGUUGCCAGUGGUACCUACCUUGACUUGCUCAACGGCAGUAGUGCACCCGACACGCAAGUUCACGGCUGGGAAUGGAGUGCGACAGAGACUCAAGACUGGUCCCUGCGCCGCGUAAGCCGCACAGAUGUUGAGCUUCGCGGCAUCAUUGCGAAAGACACGCACAACGCGCCCGACUUCCAGGGUUUCAGUCAGGACGGGUUAUAUCUUGUGCUUCCCCAGAGUGUCCGUGAUGCGAUAUACGUUAGCUCCAGGUUGAAAACUAUGAAAGGCCGCGGUCAGCUCUUUGACAGCGACGACUAUGCCAUUGUUCUCAAGGCAGAAGUUGCCAAGUGGGGUAUUGCAAACCUUCUAGCCGAUGAUUUUGGACUCCUUUGGGGAUUGAUGUUCAGCCGAAACGACGACGGUGCUCUUGCCUAUAACUUCUACUUAAACGAAGACUUGGAUACUGUUGUAUUUUUUGAUCCCUAUACCGGAGAAGAGAAGGCCGACAUGGGGUACAAGGCCUACAUGGCCCUGUACUGA
Molecule: messenger RNA, 879 nt
Organism: Psilocybe cubensis
Lineage: Eukaryota; Fungi; Basidiomycota; Agaricomycetes; Agaricales; Agrocybaceae
Exons: 7
Coding region: 1-879 (292 amino acids)
Source: RefSeq, a predicted model, not a curated record